Pseudomyrmex gracilis is the source of this 2420-nucleotide messenger RNA. It is a transcript of the gene kermit, whose product is annotated as PDZ domain-containing protein GIPC3. The record is from RefSeq and is a predicted model, not a curated record. The transcript has 6 exons. Bases 1289 to 2359 code for a protein of 356 amino acids. Gene Ontology annotation, molecular function: protein binding. NCBI's taxonomy places the organism in Eukaryota, Metazoa, Arthropoda, Insecta, Hymenoptera, Formicidae.
GAACGUACUCGCUUGUAACAUUACGGUAUCGCCAUGCUACUAUAUAGGGUGUUUCAAAAAUCAUCGAUAAGCAUCUCUAUCGUGCUCUACACGUGCAAAAUGUCAAAAUCUACAAUUGCAUUAAUUACCUUCAAUAUUUUUUUAUAGUAUAAUUGAAAAAGAUUUUUAUUAAAAAUUAUAGAAAUUAUUACACAUUACCUAAGUUUCGUAUUGUAAUACACUGUGUUGUGUAAUUUUUAAUUUAUGACUUGAAUAACAGUAAAUAGCGUAUACAUUGCGAAUAAAGACGCAGUUGUAACGCUGAUGUAAUGGCGUGUAUAUAAUAAAUUUAUUUAUUUAUUUGCGUAAAAAACUAAAGAGACGAAAGAUGAAAAAUAAAAGAAAUUAAAAGUCCGGUUAUAUUAAGUUUCUCAGUCAGUUAAAGAGAUUGUUGUUAAAAAUUGAUGCUACUUUUGCUGCGUAUUGUAUUUCAAUAGUUGAGUAAACAUUUUUAUACGUUGUGUUUAUUGCAGUAUCGUGUAAUCGUGUAAACGAGACAUCAAAUAUGUUGCGCAGUUAUCUUUCGCUCAAUACACGCUACGUAUCAGUUUUUAGACAAGUUGAUCUUCUCGCCAUUUCCACUAAUUGGAAUAACGCAAUAAAUCGCUUGUAAACUGCAGUUUGACCGGAUGAUUGAACAAUCAGGUUUCGCGGAGAAAGUUGCUUCUUGUUAAUGCACUAUGAAAUAAAUGUCAAAUGUUUGAGACACGAAAAUUAGCGGAUUUCAAUUGUUGGAAGAAAACUAUUCAUAUUGUUUUAGUUUGUUUUAUUUUAAUUUAUAAUUGUACGUAAUUAUUAUCAAAAAAAAAAAAAAUUAUCAUCUAUCUCCUAAUCACAAAACUUAUGUUUACAUUCUGUUUUGAGGUUUUUUUUGUUGUGGUGCUUAUAUAAUAUUAAUAGCUAAAAAAGAAUAAGUAUCUAUAAUAAAACAUUUUUUUGCAACGUUGCGUGAUCUGCACUUCAAACAUUAGACAAUUGAAGAUAAUCCAAGCAACCUAGCGCGAUAUUUCGUGUCAGUUCGCAUUGUCGUGACAAAAUAGCGUUUGCGAAAUUCGCGACAGCUUAGUCAGAGAUUGCGACGUUAACGAUCUGUAAGUCGAAUCCCCCGGUAUAUACAUACGUACAUUGUGUGUAAUCUCAAUCUGUUAUCAUGCUCAUACAUUUAUCACUUCGUCGUACGACGAGAUAAAAAAUUGGUGGUGACAUAAUUCAGCUAUAUUUGAUACGAUUUUUGUCGUAAUAUUCCUUUAUGUACACAAAAAAAUUAAAAAUGCCGCUGUUCAAGGCGCGAGCCACGCCGAGAUCUCCGAUAGCGGAGAAAGCCGCGAACGGUGUGCAGUAUCGCAACUGCCGUCAACAUCAGGUCAACAAUGACAACAAUUGUGACAGCGGCGCGAGCGGUAACGGGACUGGUGGCCAGUCGAGCAAUCCUCUUCAGCAUGAACAAAAGACUAGGAAGUCAUCCCAGGAGUCGAAACUGCCUUCGCUAGUCUUUCAUUGUCAGCUGGCCCAUGGUAGUCCUACGGGAUUAAUAUCGGACUUCAGCAAUGUUCGCGAACUGUACCAGAAAAUUGCUGAUUGUUACGAUUUGCCUGCGGAAGAGAUUCUCUUUUGCACACUCAAUACGCACAAAGUGGAAAUGGCGGAAUUGCUAGGCGGACAAAUUGGCGUUGGCGACUUCAUAUUUGCACAUAAAAAAGGUCGGCCGAAAGAAAUCGAACUGAUAAAAACGGAUGACGCGUUGGGUCUGACGAUUACUGACAACGGCGCUGGUUACGCUUUUAUAAAGCGUAUAAAAGAAGGCUCUGUGAUCGACAGAAUAAAAGUUAUCGAGGUGGGUGAUCACAUCGAGAGGAUUAACUCGAUCAGCCUCGUUGGCAAACGACAUUUCGAAGUGGCGAAGAUGCUAAAGGACAUACCGAAAGGAUCGACGUUCACAUUAAGACUUAUCGAGCCGCUGAAAAACGGUUUUGGUAAUAUUGGGCCGCGUGGUGAUCACAGAAAAGGGAAGAAAGCUAGCUAUGGAUCUGGUAAAGAGACCUUGAGAUUCAAAGCCGAUGGUAGUGCGCAAAUAGAACAGGUUGACGAUGCCGCUGUAUUAGGCGUAGAAAAAAUCAACACCAUCUUGGAAAGCUUUAUGGGUAUUUCGGACACAGAAUUAGCCACGCAAAUCUGGGAGCUCGCCGAGGGCAAGUGCAACAGUAUAGACUUUGCCGAGGCAAUAGACAACUCCGACUUGGAAGACUUUGGUUUCACCGAUGACUUUGUGAUUGAAUUGUGGGGCGCUGUGACAGAUGCCAGAGCGGGUCGACAUCGAUGACGCAAAGAUUAGUAACGAAAUACUAAUAAGAACAUACAAGCAAAUUCCGGAAAAAAAAAAA